Purpureocillium lilacinum is the source of this 897-nucleotide messenger RNA. RefSeq lists its product as uncharacterized. The record is from RefSeq and is a predicted model, not a curated record. NCBI's taxonomy places the organism in Eukaryota, Fungi, Ascomycota, Sordariomycetes, Hypocreales, Ophiocordycipitaceae.
AUGGACUUUCCCACCGAGGCCGGCACUUCACUCACCCGCGUCGACGCCAACGACGCCUCCACGACGCCGGAGCUGCUUCUCUCCAUCCUCGAGCGCGACGGCGCCGUCAUCGUGCGUAACCUGGCAUCCCAGGACCUCUGCCAGCGCAUGCGGGCGGACCUCAAGCCCAGCUUCGACAGCGACAGGGUCGACGACUCAGGCUUCUUCCCCACGACGACGAAGCGUGCCCACGGCGUGCUCCGCUACUCGGACGCGACCGCCGAGCACGUCGUCAACCCCCUCUUCAUCGACACGGCCAACGCGCUGCUCAGCUCGCACUACACGUACUGGGAGGGCCAGAAGCAGCUCUCGGUAGUGGGCAAGCCGCAGAUCGCAAGCAUCGUGGGCUUCCGCGUCGAGCCCGGCGGCAAGCAGCAGGCGCUGCACCGCGACGACGCCGACUACCACACGCGCAACUGCGACUUUCCCGUCAUGCUGGGCUGCGUCACGGCCCUGACCAAGACGACCAAGGAGAACGGCGCGACCAUUGUCAUCCCCAAGAGCCACAAGUGGGGUCCGGACCGGUGCCCCUACGACCACGAGGCGAUCCCGGCGGAGCUCGACGUCGGCGACGCCGCCAUUUUCGUGGGCAACGUCUACCACGCAGGGGGCGCCAACGUCACCAAAGACGAGGCGCGCGAGACGGUGGGCGUGUUCCUGUGCAAGGGCACGCUCCGCCAAGAGGAGAACUCGUACCUCGAGAUACCGCCCGAGGUGGCCAAGCAGCGCGGCUUCUCGCCCCAGCUGCUGCGGCUGCUGGGCUACGGCAUCUGCCCGCCUGCGCUGGGGUUGUACAAGUACCAGGACCCGAUGAAGGUCAUCUUUGGGGUCAACGACAGCGAGACGGUGCAGAAAUAG